Acyrthosiphon pisum (pea aphid) is the source of this 2558-nucleotide messenger RNA. Its product is annotated as T-complex protein 11-like protein 1. The transcript has 11 exons. Gene Ontology annotation, biological process: signal transduction. The coding region runs from base 308 to 1714 and encodes 468 amino acids. NCBI's taxonomy places the organism in Eukaryota, Metazoa, Arthropoda, Insecta, Hemiptera, Aphididae. The record is from RefSeq and is a predicted model, not a curated record.
UUCGUAAACUCAAGAGUCCUGAUUCAUUGAUUACCAGUCCUUUGUCAAUUCCUUUGUGACGGCUGAAACCUGAAACAACCAAUUUUGGAUUUCGUUGUGCCUUGUACACAUUCCAGUUCGGCUAUGUGAUACUUGAGUUUAAUUUUAUUAAUUUUCUCCGGGUUUUUAGUGUUUUUACGAGAUUUACGAAAUAUCUACUUCAAAAAACUCGUACAUUUUUUUUACUGUUCUACUGAAUAUUAUAUUUGUCACUUUCUGAAUUUAAUUUACCCACUAUUUAUUAGAUCACAUUAAAAACUUCUUUAAAAUGAGUUCAGAAGAUACAUCCAAUAAUGAUCAAGACAAUCAAUCAACACCAAAUAGACCAAUUCCCGGAGCUCGUCAAGAAAUGUUAAAUAAUAUAACUGCUGCGUCGCCUCCGAGGUUCUUGUCAUUACCUGAAAUUAUGGUAGCUGCUAAACAAUUGGAAGAUAUUGCUCUUGUUCAUGAGAUAGCAGUCAAUGAAAAUUUCAAGUUGGAGCCUCAAGAACAUCCAAAUAACAGUUUAAUGAAACAAGUCAAAGACACAAUGCAUAAAGCAUUUUGGGAGUUGUUGCGAGAACAAUUAAACAGUGAUCCUCCCGUAUACUCUCAAGCUAUGAUACUUUUAUCAGAAAUUCAAAUAAGCUUAUCAAGUUUGUUGUUAGACCAACAUACUAAAUUGAAAGAAGACAUUGCUCAAGUUUUAAAUGUGGAGUCUAUACAAAAUCAGAUAGACAACGACUCUUUGGAUUUUGAAUAUUAUACCAAGUUUAUACUGAAUUUGAUGUCAAAAAUAUGUGCUCCAGUAAGAGACGAUUCGAUACGUGCUCUAACUUUAUUAAAUGAUCCUGUUGAUAUAUUUAAAGGAAUAACAGAGACUUUGAGCUUGAUGAAACUUGACAUGGCAAAUUUCACAAUAACUGCACAACGACGAGCAUUAAAUGCCUGUAGUGCUGAUUAUGAACGAGAUAAAUUUGCAGAGUAUUUAAAAGUUCAACCAGAUGCAUUAAACUUGACUGCCGAAUGGUUAAAACGCCACGUUAAUUUUGAAAAGACUGCUGAACCUUAUCACGAUAUAGUCGCAAGAGCUUAUAUGGAAAUAUUUGAUUGGAAUGAAAAUGUUAUAUUCCCAGAGGCUUUAUCAUUGGACAAAGAUAGAUAUUUGGCAACAAAUAAAAUGCUAAAUCUUUUGAUACUCGCAGCAUCUACUUUUAUUGUAACAAUAUCAACAACUAAUUCCAUUAUUCCCAGAGACAUUAAUUUCAAAAAUGAUUUAAAAGAGUUUAUUUUAAGUGUCAUUAAACACAAUGAUUUCAACAAUAAUGUUAUACCAAAUAUUGUAAAACAGAUAGCUCUUCAUUGUAAUGAGUAUAUAUGUAGACUUAAUCCAGAUGGACUACUUGUUUCACCAGAUAUGGUCAAUACACUUGAAACUCAAGUUUUGUCAAUCCAAAACCCUGACAAUAAAAUAAGAGCUCUAGUUGAGAAGCGUUUCAAGGAGUUUAUUGCUGCAGUCAUCAGUUCUGACAAUGCAGUUCCCCAGCAAUGUCCACUUGGCUUGUCUGCAUUCAAGGAUGAAUUAGCAGCCGUUACCGGCAGUUUUUUGCAUCUUAUCACAUAUAACAGAAAAGUAUUUACCACGUUUUAUGACGAAAUAUUAAAAAAUCUUCUGAAACAAUGUGAUUUGCCUUGAUUGUCUCUCAAAGACAGUAUACUAAAAAUGAAUAUUAUCUUUUAUUUUAUCCUAUACUAACUUUUUAACUAAAACUUUUUUUUUUCAAUCAUUGAUUUAUUUUUUUGGAACACAAAUUUGUGACCAAAUUAGAAUCUAGAACAUUAUGGAUCACAUUUUAUUUCUGUAGUUCCAAUAUAAUAUUAAAACUUAUUAUAAUACAAUUUAUUGAUAACAAUAAUAAUUGUAAUAUUAUUCUACAGUUUAAUACUUCAAUGUGUUUAAAAAUCAUUGUUACUCAGUAGCUAGUGCUACAUGCCUAUAUCUAAUAUAACAUAUAACUUACACUAAUAAUUAUUAUAAUAUUUGUCAAAUUAUUAUAUAGCCUUCAUUUUUGGUGAGCUAAAAAUUUUAAAAUUAUAUUAAUCUGUAAAAUCUAUAUGUAUACAAAAUACAUUUGUUUACGUUAUACCAUAAGCAUGAAGCUAGUAUGUUAUACUAUAAUUUUUUAGACUUUAUUUUGUAUUAUUUAAAUGUAUGAUCAUUGUUGAUAAUUGAAACUAGUUUGACAGCUUGUAACACUUGAAUCCCAGGUAUAUUCAUAUGAAUAAUAUGGGUAUAAACAAUUGUUAUUUAUUAUUGCAGAUUUUAGUGUUGUAAUGAUUUAUAAAUAUAUAAUAUUAAAUAUUUUAUAUUAACCCCGACUGAUAUUUUCAAUAUUGUUCUAAAGUUAAAAAGCUCAGGUAUUGUUGUAAGUUAAUUUUAGUAGAUAGUAUAAUACACAUUUUAUUUUUAUACAGAAAUUAACGUGUACUGUAUCUUACAACAUAUUAAAGAUGAUUUAUUUCAUAAUUACUAAUUAUAA